GUGACGUCGGAGUGUCAACAUGCAAGAUGGCGGCCCAUCACCGGCAGAACACAGCCGGGCGGAGGAAAGUUCAGGUGUCCUAUGUUAUUCGAGAUGAAGUGGAGAAGUACAAUCGGAAUGGAGUCAACGCCCUGCAGCUGGACCCAGCACUCAACAGGCUCUUCACAGCUGGUCGAGACUCCAUCAUAAGAAUUUGGAGUGUCAAUCAGCACAAGCAAGAUCCAUACAUAGCAUCUAUGGAGCACCACACAGACUGGGUGAACGAUGUCGUGCUCUGUUGCAAUGGGAAAACACUGAUAUCUGCUUCCUCCGACACAACGGUGAAAGUCUGGAAUGCACAUAAAGGCUUCUGCAUGUCCACACUCAGGACACAUAAGGAUUAUGUAAAGGCCUUAGCAUAUGCGAAGGAUAAAGAGCUGGUAGCAUCGGCUGGGUUGGACAGACAAAUAUUCCUUUGGGAUGUGAAUACUCUAACAGCAUUGACUGCCUCAAAUAACACUGUCACAACUUCUUCUUUAAGUGGGAACAAAGAUUCCAUUUAUAGCCUGGCCAUGAACCAACUGGGAACAAUCAUUGUAUCAGGGUCCACUGAAAAGGUUCUAAGAGUGUGGGAUCCAAGAACCUGCGCGAAGCUUAUGAAGCUGAAAGGGCACACGGACAACGUGAAGGCGCUGCUGCUGAACAGGGACGGCACACAGUGCCUCUCUGGGAGUUCUGACGGAACCAUUCGCCUGUGGUCCCUUGGUCAGCAGCGGUGUAUAGCAACAUACCGAGUCCACGAUGAAGGUGUCUGGGCCCUCCAAGUCAACGAUGCCUUCACACAUGUGUAUUCUGGAGGGAGGGACAGGAAGAUUUACUGCACAGACCUGAGAAACCCUGACAUUCGGGUGCUGAUUUGUGAAGAAAAAGCACCAGUUCUCAAGAUGGAACUCGACAGAUCAGCAGAUCCUCCUCCUGCGAUCUGGGUUGCCACAACAAAGUCCACUGUAAAUAAGUGGACACUGAAGGGAAUCCAUCAUUUUCGAGCGUCUGGUGAUUAUGACAGUGACUGUACAAAUCCCAUCGCGCCCCUCUGCACACAGCCUGACCAGGUUAUCAAAGGGGGCGCUAGUAUCAUUCAGUGCCACAUCCUUAAUGACAAGAGACAUAUAUUAACCAAAGAUACAAAUCACAAUGUGGCGUAUUGGGAUGUGUUGAAGGCGUGCAAAGUUGAAGAUUUGGGCAAAGUGGACUUUGAAGAUGAAAUUAAAAAAAGAUUUAAAAUGGUGUAUGUUCCAAAUUGGUUCUCAGUGGACCUCAAAACAGGGAUGCUGACGAUUACUCUGGAUGAAAGUGACUGCUUCGCUGCCUGGGUUUCUGCAAAAGAUGCUGGCUUCAGCAGUCCUGAUGGGUCUGACCCAAAAUUGAACUUAGGAGGGCUUCUGCUACAGGCUCUCCUGGAGUACUGGCCAAGGACGCAUGUGACGCCCAUGGACGAGGAAGAGAACGAAGUAAACCAUGUGAGCGGAGAACAGGAGAGCCGAGUCCAGAAGGGAAAUGGGUAUUUCCAAGUGCCCCCACACACCCCUGUGAUCUUUGGUGAAGCUGGAGGUCGCACGCUCUUCAGGCUGCUCUGCCGAGAUUCCGGGGGCGAGACUGAGGCGAUGCUUCUCAAUGAGACAGUGCCGCAAUGGGUAAUUGACAUCACUGUGGAUAAAAAUAUGCCCAAAUUCAACAAAAUUCCUUUCUACCUCCAACCUCAUGCAUCUUCAGGAGCAAAAACUUUAAAAAAAGACAGACUCUCUGCCAGUGACAUGCUGCAAGUCCGAAAGGUGAUGGAACACGUCUAUGAGAAAAUUAUCAACCUGGAUAACGAGUCUCAAACCACCAGCUCUUCUAAUAAUGAGAAACCAGAGCAGGAGAAGGAGGAGGAUAUUGCCGUGUUGGCAGAGGAGAAAAUUGAACUUCUGUGCCAGGACCAGGUUUUGGACCCAAAUAUGGACCUUCGGACAGUAAAGCACUUCAUAUGGAAGAGUGGUGGAGACCUCACCCUCCAUUACCGGCAGAAGUCCACGUGAAGAGUGGGCCCAUGCUCCUAGGUUAUCCACCAAUCACCUUCCUCUGUGGCCCCAAGAGUAGUCCUAGGAAGCCCACCAAGCCCUAUGGGAGCAAGACCUCCAUCGGCCGAUUUGGUGAAGUGACUAAUCGAGAUGUAAUAUAUACGCCAGGCUCCAUGCAUAGAUUAAGGACUCAGAGCGCAAGGACAGAGGUACCCUGGCACUGUCCUGGGAGAUGUACAGAGUCUGCAGCAGGCCAGUACGCACUUGGUUGACUCCUUUGGAAGGACCCACCUUUGUCUCUUAGCACUUGUUAGAGAACAUCAGCAGACCGCAUCUGUCACCGUCUCAAACCCACAAGCUCUGCAGCUUUUCUCAGUACAUUCCACUCACACAGCACCUAUGAAGGCUUUUUCCAAAUUUGUCAUUACAAAAAAAGAAAAAAAAUCAAGUUGUUUUCACAACAUUAAGAGUUAUUUUUAAUGGGAAUCACUGUUGCACAAUUCAAGAGCCAGCCCAUUUCAUAAGCAGUGACCAUGUCGGGCUACUUUUGAAAUUCCGCAUCUCAGCUACGCCGGUACGGGAAGACCCGCAGUUCCAGGGCUGGCACGCAGCGCUUGGCUUGCAGGCAGCAGCCUGUGCUGAGCGGAGCGGCCCCAUAGUGCCCUGUCUGCACAGCAGCCACAUAGCUGUGGCCUGUCUCCUUCCUGUAGCGCCCAGUCUUCCUCACAGCAGAGCCAGCGGGAACCAUAGCUCCUGCCUGGGUGUGCAGCGUGAUGCUGUCAGAACUUAAGACCAUGCUGGAGUUUCAGUUUCAUUCAAAUGCUACCUAAGGUUUAUGUUACUAGAGUAAAAAAAUCUCACAGUGAGUUGGUUUGAUAUUUAUAUUGUGGUCUAUGUCUCUUUCUCCAGUUUUGUAUGCAGGCGUUUAUUAUACCUGCGUUACAUCUUUGCGCUCUUUCUAACAGUCGAAAGCUUUCACAGACUCACUUGGAUCUUGUACAGAAUAUUAACUUAUUGGGGAUAAACACUUCAGCUUUUGGCAGAAGAUACUUUGGAUUCUUCCCAAGGUCACUUACAUUCAGGCAGAUGAAUGGUGCACCCCAGGAAAGUGCAGAAGACAGCCGUGAGCACAGCCGGAAGCACCAGUGCCUUGAGAGGGCAGCCUACUCCGUCCCGUUGCCCUGCCUUGCGUGUGGUCUGUCCCCACAGGAGCCAGACGGGGCGCUGAGGAAGGAGGGCUUUUUUUCUUUCCUCCAUCCUCACAGGUUCUGCCGGGGCAGCCGAUGGGCUCAGGUCCAUCCCUUACAGAUUGAGGCAUUGAUCCGCAGCACAACUGCAAACGGGGAACUAACUGUGUUCUAACUGUGGAACCCUGACAUGCCAUGGCUUCCACACCCUCGAGUGAGCAAAGACGUUCUCCGGGCGUUCCUCCCUCAGAGCAACCGGCUUCUUUUUUACAGAAGUCCUUUUUAUCUAGUGUUGGACACAACAGUGCACUUUUGGUGCAUAUUUUUUAGUGAUAGUGUAAACUAAAAGCAAGGGGUGGGUGGGGGAAGCGCAGCCCCAUAGUGUGCAGGGCCCCUCUGCACUAAGCGUGGGCUUGCUGGCUCACUGGCCCAGUGCUGAGCCUCAGGCAGUUGUGCCCCUGUGGUGGAUUUUACCCCGAGCAUGGUUGUACUUCCCCCUCUAGUCAAAAGCCAGUAAGAAGUUUCCAGAAAAUUGGACAGCCUGCAAUGCCAAAAGGGUCAGUCUGCAUUUCGAGUUGUAUAGAAUAAAGCUUUAGUUAAAAUA
Molecule: messenger RNA, 3830 nt
Organism: Psammomys obesus (fat sand rat)
Lineage: Eukaryota; Metazoa; Chordata; Mammalia; Rodentia; Muridae
Gene: Wdr48
Product: WD repeat domain 48
Exons: 19
Coding region: 27-2057 (676 amino acids)
Biological process (GO): protein deubiquitination; double-strand break repair via homologous recombination
Molecular function (GO): ubiquitin binding
Source: RefSeq, a predicted model, not a curated record